UUACCUGUUGUCCUCGAGAGCGCGCAAAUGCGGUUGCGCGUGAACGCGCAAUAGUCUCCUAGCCCGUGCGCGCGCUUAAAGUGGACUCCGACUGAACGUGCCUACAUCACCAUCAUCUUCAUCUUCAUCACCACCUGAACCUGUCAGCAUGUUUCUCCUCCGCUGUAUUGUGUCUUUAACUCUGUUGCUGAUAGCUGAGAGUGGAGUGGGCUCUAGUAAUUCCCCGAGCAGUUACUGCACCGAGUCUAAGGAGUGCCUGCAGUUUGAGUUGGUGUGCCAGACAGAUGAGUAUGAAGUGCGACACUACUCGCCUACUCGUUGGGUGUCGACUGACGCCGAAGCUUAUCUCAUGGGCGUUGGAGCAGCCAUGGCCUUCAGACGCCUCUACCAGUACAUCACUGGAACCAAUCAAGCAGGAAUUCAGAUGGAGAUGACCGCUCCAGUUCUAGUUGAAGUACCAGAAGAGACCCACACGUGGGAGCCGGCACUCUACACACUCAGCUUUCUGCUCCCUUCAGUCUUUCAGAGUGAGCGCCCUCCUGCCCCCAUCGAUGACAAGCUGUAUUUUACAGAGAUGCCUGAGAUGAAUGUGUAUGUGAGGAGUUAUGGUGGAUGGAUGCUCUCGGUCUCGUCUCGACUCCACACACACCUGCUAACCAAAGAGCUACAGAGAGUUAACGCUAACUACAACCACACACACCACUAUGCUGUGGGCUACGACAGUCCUCUGAAACUCUUACACAGACAUAAUGAGGUGUGGUACCUGGUGAACGGUGAGCCAGUGUGUAACGGAACGAUGCAUAAACCCCCUCAGAACACCACUGCUAUCACUGCUACUGCUAACACUGCUACUACUAGCACUGCUACAACUAGCAUUGCUAAUUCUUCUGCUACUACUGAUCCUACUGCUACUGAAUAACCAGGAGGCUCCAGUGGAACUGGCUGUGAUUCUGCAUGUCUUCAGAUGAUUCUGUAAUCGACCGGACUGGAACUUCCAUAAGCUCGGUUAUCAGCUCCAUCUCUAUAUAUUCACCAGAAUCUUUUCUCCAGCUUCAGGAAACAGGGUGAAAAAUUCAUCAGCUUCAGCUCAGUGUCUUGGUUAGCUUUUAGAAAAAAAAAAUCCUUAGUAAUAUUAAAAAGGGUUCCUUCUGCGUUCUUUGGGUGACUUCCUUGCUAAAGGUUGUCCUUGAGUUUAUGAGACUUACGAGUUUAUUAUGUUUUAAUUUGCAGUAAGUUUACGUUAUCAGGAUUGAGGUGAUCACAUACAGAACACGUGAUUGGUUCAGAAGGUGUAGAGAUGUUUCCAGCUGAUGUAAUUGUGAUAUAAUGCCACAGAUCUCCAAGCUGCGUUCACUAAUAAAACAAUAUCAUAUCUGUUA
This is a messenger RNA of Hemibagrus wyckioides, 1379 nucleotides long. It is a transcript of the gene soul5l, whose product is annotated as heme-binding protein soul5, like. Lineage: Eukaryota; Metazoa; Chordata; Actinopteri; Siluriformes; Bagridae. The transcript is spliced from 8 exons. Bases 149 to 919 code for a protein of 256 amino acids. The record is from RefSeq and is a predicted model, not a curated record. Gene Ontology annotation, cellular component: cytoplasm.